ACCUGUAACCAUGCAGUUUCAUUAACACGCUAACACAAGUUCGACGCUUUUUUAAGCCAUGCAUGCUGGUAUGCAGAUUAUCAUUUGUUUAAGCUCGUACUGAAUUAAUAUUCACUGAGAAAACGAUUUGUAAAAGAGAUUGGAAUUAAGUUUGGAAGCUACAAUGGUGGACAUGCAGUGGAAAUACGUUUGGUGGAUGCUGAUGGUCUUACUUUUGACCGGACACGUCUACAUGAAUGCAGAUGGAACUGGCUGGGUUCCCGGUGAUGGCUCUGAGCUGGAAGCCUGGCAUUUGGACAAUGCUGGAAAUUCUAGCACUCCAGAAAAUCAGAUGACGGACAGCUUGGUGUUGGCUUCCAGAUCUGGAGAGGUGACGGGUGCCCUGUCCAGAAUUAAACGAGGCAUCCUCUUUCCGAGCGGAGUCAAACUGUGCCCUCAGGAGACGGUGAAGCAAGCGCUCCAGAACCACCUGGACUACUUUCACCUGAGAGUGUGUCAGGAGACUGUCUGGGAGGCUUUUAAGAUCUUCUGGGACAGGCUUCCCAAAAGAGACGAGUACCAGCUGUGGAUUAACAGGUGCCAGAAUGGCAGUAUUAACGUCUUUGAUAUUGGCAGGAGCUUCAGUCAGUCACCUGAGCAUCUCGCCAUCAUCACCAGUAGGGUGCAAAUGGCUUCAGCGAUGGGCCAACAGACUACAGCUGAUCCUACAAAAGCAGAUAUCAUCUCCGCCACUGAUGGAGUUGCCAGUGUAACUUCUCUACUAGCAGAAGUUAAUCCAACAGAAUUAACAGACACAACAGCAAAUACUACACUUACUCCAACAGAAGAGCCUGGGGUUACUCUGACAGAAGUGAUAGUAACCACACAACAGUCUGUGGUUACUACAAAUGUAGCUAUGGAAACCACAGGAGAGUCUUCACAUACUCCAACAGAAGAAAUAGUAUCCACAAAACAGUCUAUUAAUAUUGCAACAAAAGUGAUAGCAACUGCAGAACAGUCUACAGAUAUUCCAACAGAAGCAAUAGAACGGUCUACGGAUACUCCAAAAGAAGCAAUAGUAACCAUACAACCAUCUAUGGUUACUCCAAACAUAGCUAGGAUAACCAUAGGGGAGUCUACAUAUACUCCAACAAUAACAUUAGUAACCACAGAACAGUCUGGGGAUACUCACGCAGAAGCAAUAGAACGCUCUAUGGAUACUCCAAAAGAAACAACAGUAACCACACAACAGUCUAUGGUUACUCCAAACAUAGCUAUGGUAACCACAGAAGAGUCUAUGAUUACUCCAACAGAAGAGAUAGUAACCACUGAACAGUCUAUGGAUCUUGUAAAAGAAGCAGUAGCAAAUGCAGUACAGUCUACGGUUACUCCAACAGAAGCUACAACAACCACAGAAAAGUUUACGGAUACUUCAACACAAGCGAUAGUAACCACACAACAGUUUAUGGUUAGUCCAGACAUAACUAUGGUAACCAUAGAGGAAUCUAGGAAUACUCCAACACAAGCGAUAGUAGAGACAGACCAGUCUACUGGUAUUGCGAUAGAAGCGAUAGCAUCUUCUAAACAGUCUACAGUUACUCCAAAUAAAGCUAUAGUCUCAACAGCACAGACUACAGCACAUUUAAUCCCAGUCUCCAUUAUGGCCACAGAGCUAGAGGUUACUGCAGAGGUCAGUGUUAAACCUACUUUCAAUUUAACCACUGGGGAUUCACAGGGUGUAAAUCCUGAUUCUUUGACAGAAGUCACCGGUCAGGAAACUGAGGAGAUAAGCCCAGGGACUGAACCGGAGGUGAAUCAUAAUACCCCUGAAAUGCCUUUGAGUACAACUGUAGUCGCCUUUGAGGGUGAUGAGGAUGACCUUACUGUUGAAGAUUCUGUCAAUUCUGGUUUAGGGGAAACCAAAGUAGACACAGAGGAGGCAUCACCUGAAGAACCUGUACAGUUAGAUGAUAAUGGUGGUGGUGGAGCAGCACUACGGUCCUCACCCAGCCCUACUCUAGGCACCACACUUGAACCUAGUGAAGAUGAGCAACCAGAAAUGGAGACACUUGAAAGCACCCUACCAGAUGACUCUCUAGACACAUCUCAAGAUGAACCACCACUUUCUGGUAGUGAAGAUACACAUGAAAGCGAUGAAAUCACAUCUGGGUCUGUUAUUGUGGAAGAGGUAUCUGAGAGUGCUGAGGACCCCUCUGAAAUUACCAGUGAUAAGGAAUCAUCAGAGAGGACAGAAGAUGAUACCCGUGUAAGUGCCGUGCAGGUUAGUAAUGAUGUUGAAGGUAUCAGAUUGGAGAUGGACGGUAAGGUCACCGAAUACAGUGUUUCUGAAGAGAAGGAAACCCUUGCGGAGGCUGAAGUUUUACUUGAAGCCCCUACAAAUGAGCUGUCCUUAGAACAGAAUACAACUGUAGCUGAAGAUGUACAUGCCUCUGCCAGUUCAGAAAUUUCAUUUGAUUCUACAGUAGAGGAUAACCCCAAAGAUUUACCUAAAGAUGCUGCAAGGGAUAAGCUUGACAUUUCAUUUGAUGAGAUGCCUGUGGAUAUAACAGAAGAUGCAACUGAAGCAGUACCUUCUGUUGAGAAUACAGGUGAAGCACAAUCAGAAACAACUGUAGAGACUGGAGUCCAUGAGGUGCCACCCAGCGCUAUGGCUGAUAUUAUAGCUGUUGAAACUGACAAACCUGACUCAGCCAGUGAAGUGGAGCCACCUGAGGUUAUACCUGACACUAAUGGUAAAGACGUCACACUUGCCUUCACGCUUGACCCUAGUGUCAUCAUUCUGGAUAUUGAAGAUUUCAUGCCCGAGGUUACAGCUUCUACUGAAGAUUACACAUCUGGAACCCAUAGCAUGGAAAUUGACAUCAAAGAAGAAACCCCUGAAGAGAAUUUCCUUGAACCUAUGGUUGAAGAGAAGAUGCCUGAGGUUCUUGAGGUCACUACCGUGACUACCGUGACAGUGCUGGAAGAUGUAGAUACUAACAUGUCGAUAGAUACAGAGGUCCUUGAGGACACAUUAGCUGUACCUGAAACUGCACCACGUGCUGUGGUUCCUGAUGUUACAACUUCAGAGUUACCUAAAGCUGUAGACAGAGCAACAGGGACACUAAAAGAGGACAAAACACCUGCACCAUCAGUUGAAGUUGAGAAAUCUACAGUCGGCCUAAAUGAACUGACAACCAACAUCCAGCAAAACACCAUCUCAUCCAUGGUACAAGCGUCCACACAGAUCUCCAAUAACAUCUUAGACAACGGGAACAUGAUUGGCAAUGAAAUUGACGAUAUUUUGCCACGUCCUGUGCGACCGAUAAUGGAUCAAGUGGUGGAGCUGAGCAUUAAACUCAGAGGAGAGACGUAUGAUGACGCUCUCAGAGAUCCAUCAAGCUUUCACUACCAGCAUUUGUCUGAACAGUUCAUUGAAAAGAUUGAAGAUGCCUAUAAAAAACUUCCAGGCUUCCAGAGGGUUUUUAUUCGUGAAUUCAGGCCACAAAAAGACAUCCAAGGCGGUCUUGCAGUGGUGGUACAUUACGCCAUUGUGCUGGAAGGAGAUGUAGCAGGCAUUAACAACGAGACCAUGACCGACAUCACCCUCCAGUCCAACCAGGUGGAGAAAUCCUACACGGAUCUGGAGGAACUGCCCACCGUGGUCUACACUGUCACAGACUUACGCCAUUACAUCACUCAGGCACUGCACAAAGAGAGCCUUGGGAACAAUGGAAACACCAGUUUGGAUGUGGACCCUGACUCUCUGCAGCUGGAAAAUGUGGAGACAUUGCCGCUUUCCAAACCGACCAGCAGACCGCUCGACUCCAAUAACAUGAUGGACAACGUGCUUGCUGCAGAAAAGCCACCCGAUAUUCCUGGCCUGGAAUUCAGCAGUAAUGAUGUCUUCAUCAAAAACGAGGAUUUUCUGUUUGACACCAUGCACCCAUAUCACCCCUGGACUGGCACUCAGACUGAGGUGGCUAGUGAAAAUGACAUCAUCAUUCUUGAGGACAAUCCAGCUACACCACUUACGGAGAUCCCACUUAAGACAAUGGACAUCGAAAUUAUCUCCACAACUGGAGAGACCAGCAGAGAUCCCACACUCAUCACAGAGAAUGAUAUUACCAUUGAAAAAGAGGGCUUCCUAGAAACCACAACUCCUGCUAACCCUAUUCCUGUUACUGUGGUUGAGGAGGCCCAUCCUACCCAGUUUGAGGCUAAGAGCACUGCAGCACAAAUACCUCCUGUGGAACCUCCAGGAGUAGAAGAGUCAGUAGAAGAUGAGCAUACAGACAUUGGAUCUGGAUCUGGCUUCUCCAGCAAUGACCAAAUCCCUGAGACAUGGCCAUGGAUAACAGAACAGCCUUCAGUAAGCUUAGAGAAGGAUGUUUCGAAAGCUGAAGGAGACCGGGAAGACCAUGAAAAGGAUAAAGCAGAAGAGGUCAAAUCAGAUAUUCCUGUCCAGCAAACAACAUCUGAAGUGCCAUUGUUAGACAAUGUCCUUAUGACUCAAGACAUUCACAUUCACCCUCAAGACACAACCACAGAACAGGCCCCAGUGUUCUUUACUAUGAAGACCCCUAUGGUAGAGCUUUCAAUGCAGACCAAAGAAGCUCCUGGGAUUUCUGAUAACUACCCAGGUGAACUCUCCACUUCCGUUGCUGCUGUAACUGAACUGCCAGGGCAGGUCUAUCCUACUACCAAGAGUCCUGCCAUAGAAGGCUCAACAGUCCAGAGCCCAGAAAUUAAUCCUAAAAAUGAAAAUUCCCUGGGUACCACUAGUCCCACUACACCAACAGCUAUGUUGGUAACAAAAGCAUCUACCACAUCUACCAACGUUAAAUCAGAGGACACUACAACAGAAACACUACAACAGGCCACAGAACCUCCUGCUGUUGUCGAUAUUAAGAUUGAUACUGUAGAAGAAUCUGACAUUGUCCCUGGUUCUAAUGAGAAACAUUUAGUUGAAGAUGUCACACGAUUGCCAGCAAUCUUUGAGUUUGAGACAUCAAAUGCUGGGGUAGAGAUUAUCGAGGACAUUACAUUCAACGUGACUCAAGCUACGGUUUUGGAAUUCUCAGACGAAGAUCUCGCCAAAGAUGAAAUCAUUGUGGUCAGCACAGAACCUGCAGGAUUGGUCACUGAAGCACCAAAUGUAGACGUGUCAACUAAACGCUCAACCGAGAAGGAGUCUCCAUUCACCAGAAUACCUUUAUUUGACUAUACCCUGGCAAAGGACGCAUCUCUAUUAAGCUCAACUGUGAAGCCUUUACCCAGUCAUACAUCUGACCCAAUUAUUCCUGAAGAGAUGACUUCACAGGUUCCAAGUCACUCAACUGUAGACACAGUCACUCAAAAUGAUGCUACUGGACCAAAAGAAACCAGCACCAAUAAUGUCAGACUAUCCACAGCAUCUUACCCUCCCACAACUUCAGACACUCCCAAUGGCACAGAUAUCUCUGAGAGAGACCUCCCAUCUACAACCGUACUCCCAAUCUUUCAACCGACCUUCCGACCUACUGACAGGAUAAUCGAUACUGGAGUCUCCAGCGAUGAUCAUCUAACCAAAAACGAACUUAUAUCAACCCCUAGCGUUUCUGAUCUCAUUUUCUUCCACGAAAACAAAGACAAUGAUAGCAGCACAGCACAGUCUCACAUUCCAGAAAACCCCAGUAUAACCGAACUUGAUGUGUCCUUUGACAUUAUCCAGUAUGAUGAUGAGAAUGGCAGCGGAUUCAUUCACGGUAAUGACAUGGCUAGUAUCGCCAUGCCGGUAAGUCCUGGUCGGGCCCUGAUGGUAUUUUUCAGUCUUCGAGUCACCAACAUGAUGUUUUCACAGGAUCUGUUCAACAAGAGCUCCUCUGAAUACAAAAUUCUGGAACGACAAUUUUUGGACUUGCUGGUCCCAUAUCUACAGUCCAAUCUUAGCAACUUCCAGCGCCUGGAGAUCCUAAACUUCAGGAAUGGUAGCAUUGUAGUGAACAGCAGGAUGAAAUUUGCGAAGCCGGUUCCCCAUGAAGUGACCUCUGCGGUCUACCUUAUUCUAGAGAAUUUCUGCAACACAGCUUACCAGACGAUGAACCUCGCUAUAGACAAGUACUCUCUAGAUGUUGAAUCAGGUGACAGGGCAGACCCGUGUAAGUUCCAGGCGUGUAACGAGUUCUCGAAGUGUACGGUGAACCAGUGGACAGGCGAGGCGGAGUGUGUGUGCCACGCCGGCUACUUCAGCAUGGACGGCCUGCCGUGUCGGAGCAUCUGCGACAUACAGGAAGACUUCUGCCUCAAUGACGGCAAGUGUGACAUCAUACCUGGCAAAGGUGCCAUAUGCAGGUGUCGUGUUGGGGAGAAUUGGUGGUAUCGUGGUGAACACUGUGAGGAAUACGUCUCCGAGCCUCUCGUGGUCGGCAUCGCCAUCAGCUCCGUCGCUGUCUUCCUGCUCGUUGCCUCGGGAGUCAUCUUCUUCCUGACGAGAAUGCUGCGAGAGCAGUACGACAAAGACGACUCUGAGGAUCCUCUGCGCCAUGAAGAAGCCGUUCCAUCUUUGGAAAGAGGAAACAGGUUCAACACCAUGUUUAAGAGUGAUGCAACCUCACGCUGUGGCCAAUAUCGGCAGACGUAUUUCGACACCGGCGAUGAGAUGCGGCACGUCUACGAGAACACUCAGCUCACUCCAGAGGAAAUCCCGGAUCGUGUUCUGAUCCUCGAGCUCUCCGCCAAAGACCACCAGUUUGCUGAUUUUGCACAGCAGCUUCGAGUUUGAGAUUUCCCAGGAUUACUGGAGUUUUCUUUUCUAGCAAUAUUUAUUUCCAGACCAUGAUUAUCGUUCAUUUCCUCUGUAGACACCAGGAGAGUCAAAAUCCAGACUGUAAUCACACAUUAUCCGACAUCCUGGGUUUACAUUUUGCGUUUAAAUGAAUUUAAACCACAGCGCUACUGAAAUGUGGAUUCUGAUUGGUCAGAAGAUGUUGAUUACAUUUCUAUAAGAGCAGCUCUGACAAUAGGGCAGGUUUAUAUUAAUGCGCCCAUUCUAAUAUGUUAUUGUUUCUAUAGUAACGGCUCGAUCACAGGGAAGUGUACGGCGAAUGCUACACUGGUGUACCUCAUUUGGUUCUACUUAUUUAUUUGGCUGUUUGCUUGUUUAAUUCUGUAUUUAUUUAUUAUUAUAGACACUUUUUCAGGGCCAGGUAGACUGUUUUUUUUUUUUUUUGGGGUUGUUGGUGCCUUCCUUUUUUUGUCAUUGUUUGUUAUCAUCGUAGUAUGAGAUACUGAACAGUGACAUGUGUAGACAAAUUUAGACUAGGUUAUGGAAACAAUUAUGGAUCUGGAUCGCACAUUUUUCAUACAGGACUUUAGCUAAAAGGCUGCUUUUGUGAAGUGGUGUAACAAUGAACGAGCAAGAUUUGAGCAAGGUUUGUGUUUGAUCUGAUGCAUGUACAUGAGAAAGAAAUACUUUUUAUUGUAGCUCAUAUUUACUGUAAUGCAUAAAACUAAUUUAGAUUUUGUUGUUGAGUUUGGUUAGAGUUUACUGUAGAAUGUGCUUUUGAACAGAUAUAUAAGAACAUACACAAUGUAAGCCAAAGGUUUGGAAGCAAAACAAUCUUUGAAAUUGAAAAUGAAAAGUACAUAACUGCAAACCAAAGGAAUAUUUCUGGGGGAAAAACACUUAAACCACAUGUCAGUAAAAGUGUGUUGGGUUGGUCGUUGGCAAAUUGUGAAAUAUUUUUGAAACUAUAAAAAUGGCUGCUCGCUUCCACACUUCUGGCCUGUGAUGUGUUUUCAUUUAACAACUAAAGAUGUUUAUCUGUCAAGUAUCAGGCUUGAUUUAUUCCUUAUUUAAGUGUAGAUCGCAGUGUAAUGUGGUAACAUGCAGGUUUUAUGGUCUAAUAAAGCCAGGUUUAAUAGCAUCUGUAUUUUUGCCGUGAUUUCUGUGCUGUUUGGUUAUGUUGUUGUUUACUGGUUUUGACACUGCUUUAAAACAUGCAAUUCCUCUCAGGUCAAAUAUUUUCCAUGCUGGUUUGGUUGGGUCAUGCUCGAGUGCCUGGUAUAAAACCACACACUUGUUUCUAUUAGGAAACACACUGCCUAACAGCAUUAAUGGUAACCUGUUCUCUGGAUCGUAUGCACCUUUUGGGUGAGACCAAUUUUUUUUAGGAACGUUGCGCUCCAUGGAUUUCUACAUCUGUAUUAUUUUGGACGAUUUUGCAAGCGAGCGCAACAUCGCCGCCCAACAGUCAUUAAGAAAAACGCACAGAAUGGUGUGAAGGAACGAGAUGCCAGUCUGAGGCUGAUUUCUUUCUAGCCCAGACUGUAGAUUCACGCAGCCUUUUAGUGACAGUCAUGUCAGGUGAUUACACAGAGUGAACAGAGAAUACAAGUAGAUAGAUGAAUCGUGCCGUGUCUCACGUACACCUUACAGUUACAAACAAACAA
This is a messenger RNA of Pangasianodon hypophthalmus (striped catfish), 8412 nucleotides long. It is a transcript of the gene impg2b, whose product is annotated as interphotoreceptor matrix proteoglycan 2b. Lineage: Eukaryota; Metazoa; Chordata; Actinopteri; Siluriformes; Pangasiidae. Gene Ontology annotation, molecular function: heparin binding; hyaluronic acid binding. Gene Ontology annotation, biological process: visual perception. Bases 164 to 6742 code for a protein of 2192 amino acids. The record is from RefSeq and is a predicted model, not a curated record. The transcript is spliced from 18 exons.